Messenger RNA from Caenorhabditis remanei, 813 nucleotides. RefSeq lists its product as uncharacterized. The coding region runs from base 1 to 813 and encodes 270 amino acids. Lineage: Eukaryota; Metazoa; Nematoda; Chromadorea; Rhabditida; Rhabditidae. The transcript has 5 exons. The record is from RefSeq and is a predicted model, not a curated record.
AUGAAGCUUGCUAUCUUACUCAUUUUCUUCUUUAUCGGACCGGGAGUGAUCUCUCAAGACGAAGCGUCGAUGGUUGAGAUAUAUGCAAAAGUGGCAUCUGAAGUUCCAUCAACUCGAGGAUCUCUGAUUCCUCCAGCGACUUGUGUAACUAACUGUUUGAACAACACCUACUGUAUUUUGGCGUAUAUGGAUACAGAGGGAUACUGUUUGAACUAUAAUUACUCUGACUUCAACACGACUUUUGAAAUUGUGACAACCUUGAAUACUGAUGGAUUUUCAGUUGCAGUCAAAAUCAACAAAGUUACAUGCCCAAAAUCGUACACUGAGCUAGAAUUCACUUAUGUGGACAGCAGAAAUGACGUUAAUUACCCUUUCCAAUGGACCAAAACUGAGACAGGAUGGACUCUGCUCAACCCUUGUCCAGAACCAGGGAAAAUAUUUAGAAGAUCUGAAACAGUUGUUGUUUGUCUCCAAAUCUAUUCACUAACUGGAAAAAUUCAAUCGGAAGCAAGCGCCUUCUGCGAAUCGCAAGGAAAGAAAAUGAGCGGAAUUGCAAAUGCAAAUGAGAAAUCUGUUUUAACAAACGGACCUGCUGGGACUAUGUGGGUGGAUGGAACAACUACUUGCCAAUCGAAAUGCAAGGCAGCAGAUUACACAUUUACUGACGGAUAUACAAAUACCACGGAAAUGGAUCCUAAUCAGAAUGGACAGGUUAGAGCAUACUGUCUAACCAUUGGUGCAGGAUCAUUUUGGGUUCAAGACUGUUCAAACACUGAUUCUAUUGGAGUCGUGUGUGGAUCUCGACUGCCGUAG